Python bivittatus (Burmese python) is the source of this 699-nucleotide messenger RNA. NCBI's taxonomy places the organism in Eukaryota, Metazoa, Chordata, Lepidosauria, Squamata, Pythonidae. The record is from RefSeq and is a predicted model, not a curated record.
GUUUUUGCCUUCACAAUGGGGCAUUUCGGACUCAGGGUGGUUUACUGUCUGCUGCCCAUUUGUUUCACUGCAGACCUCAUGUGGGGCUUUCUGAAAUGUUUUUCAGUUUUCUCGCUGGUGUGUUGGUCGUGUGAGAAUGCUGCAACGAACUGGGGCUGCUGGAGGCUGCAGAUCUGUUCCAGUGAUGACAACUUCUGUGCAACCAUGUAUACCGGUGCAGGAAUUGGUGAUUAUUCCACGCAGUCGAUCAGCAAGGGCUGCGUGCAGGUUUGCCCCCAAGGCGGGAUCAAUAUCGGCAUCGCGGCCAUGUCGGUGAAAUGCUGCUCCUCGUCUUUCUGCAACGUCAGCGGGGCGAGCAGCGUCAAAGCAAACCACCUUGGGUUGGCCUUUGCAAUGCUGGCCAGCUUCUUCUUUCUCUUUGGAUCCAGGCUGUGAUUUCAGGCAUCUCUCCGGCUGCAUCAAGACGCCAAGCGUGUUCCAGAAAUUGUGUAUCGAGAAUGCUAUUCAACUGUACUGCUCUUUAACCUGAAAUUUUACUAGGUUUAUGGAAAUAGGGUCAGGGGUGGGGAAAUUUUGGUUUCUAGCAUCACUUGGGGUUGUUGGAGGCUGAGGCACACCCGAAAGAGAGAACCUCUAGGCCAGUGUUUCUCAACCUUGGCAACUUUAAGACCUGUGGACUUCAACUCCCAGAAUUCCCCA